Spodoptera frugiperda (fall armyworm) is the source of this 1380-nucleotide messenger RNA. RefSeq lists its product as uncharacterized. Lineage: Eukaryota; Metazoa; Arthropoda; Insecta; Lepidoptera; Noctuidae. Bases 151 to 1359 code for a protein of 402 amino acids. Gene Ontology annotation, biological process: positive regulation of Notch signaling pathway. Gene Ontology annotation, cellular component: nucleus. The record is from RefSeq and is a predicted model, not a curated record. The transcript is spliced from 2 exons.
AUUUUAUGUUAUGUUAUGGUCUUGUCUUGUGUUGUGUGAGGUUAUUUCUCACAUAUUAUACUCUUGGAUUAUUUAGUGCUAGCGUUAGUAGUUACAGUUAUUACGCUCUAUUUUUUCAGACGUUGAAGGAAUAUUACAAAUUUUAUCACAAUGCCAGAACCAUGGAAUUCUGCAACAGUUUUACCACCCCCUGUAACUAUGUUUUUAUGUGUUACUAAAUUUGAUUUGCCUGCAUUAAAAAAUAUAACCAACAAUAUCAUCAAAGUUUUAUCAAAACAGUCACCGCUACACAAAGAGAGUGCCAUUUGCUCAAGAUUUUUGUACAAAUAUGAUAAGAAAUUUCGCAAUGAUAUAGGCUAUAGGAAUUUGAGAAAGGUGAAUACAGGUCUGAAGAAAUAUUUAGCCUUAAACCUCUUGAAAGAAAUAGAAAACUUUUCAUCAGCCCUCCCAGAUGCCGAAGAUGAUGAUGAUCUUUACUUACCUUCCAGACAAAUGUUACAGUAUGUGUUAUUAAGAAUAAUGGCUUUUGCCAAAAUAAUGGUGCGAGUAUCCAUUUGUUCAAAACAAGCAGCAGUGUUCUAUUUAGACAGGGUAAAGAGGGGAGAAAGUCACUGGAUGAGUUUACUUCCUUAUGCACUAUUGAGUAGAUUGUGGUCUAUGAGUAUGGUGCUACUUCAACAUAGUACAACCUGGUAUACAAACUUAUACCCAUUUUUAAAUAAAUUGCAAAUGAAAGGACUGGACUUCCUGCCUAACAAUUAUGAAUUACCACAAGACUUGGACCAGUGGUUAGACUUGAAGCAUAUUGAUGAGUUUGGCAGGUUUGAAUGGGCUCAGAAGAAAGACAUUGAUGUGGAUAACACAUUGAAUGAUGAUGAUAAUGAUUUGUUGGAUAAUAUAUUGGAUUAUGUUAAUCAAAAUAAUGAAAAUGAAAUGGAAUCAGACCAUGAUGAGGAAAUUAAGCCUAUAUUAGUAAAAACUGAAGAGGUCCCACUUCCAGUGCCAAAUGUAACACAAAUAGAUCAUGGUGUUGCACUGUCGAGGGAAAGUUUUAAACUUCUCUUAAACACAAGUAAAAGUGGCAAAGAAGAACAAGGCCCACCACCACCACCACCAAAGAGAGAGAAACAGCAUUCCUACAAAAGUGUAACAAAUUCUCCUUCACUGAAGAAAUUUAUUGAAGUAGAAGAAAAUUUUAGGAAUGAAUCUGACAGUAAGUCACUAACUAGUCAUUUGAGCCUGAUGCAGUGGCAUGCUCUCAAAAAAUCUUUACUCCAACUCUGUGACAAUCCUACCAACAGGAAGAUAGAUAAAAAAUUCAAUAAAAUAUGGAAGGUAAAAUGUUUAGACUACAUGUAAUAAAAGCUUUUAUUAAUAAUA